AUGACACUCUUGUUUUUGGCAAGCUCCGGGCACCGAGGCAACCAUAUCAUAAAACUGAUACUGGGCCGUCCCAUCUUGGUUGAUAACAAGCCGUUUUCACCACCUUCCAUGCAAGGAUCUGACGGCAACAACAUCCUAAAUACAAACCAAUCUGUUGAGGAUGUUGAUUGUCAAAACUAUAAAUGUGCGUCGGUGUGCUGCUCGAAUGUCGAUGAGUUCAUCCUCACAAGCAAUCUUGUCUCUUUAGCAUCUCUCAAUCGCAAGAUAUUCCAGACGAUCUACACUUCUAACAUGAUGAUAUAUACUGCUCUUGUCCUUGCCGGCCUGGCGGCUACCGCUAUGGGCGCCACACUUGGUGACCGCCCCAUGCCCUUUGGAUGCGGUACCGGUCGACCCAGCCAAGAAUUUGUCGAUGCUUCGAAGGAAAUGCAAACUUCGGAGGCUGGUCUUACUUUCCGAGGAGAGGUUGCACGUGCUGAGAUCAUUGUCGAUACGUAUGUCCAUGUGGUUGCUAAGGACGAAACGGAGAACGGUGGUUAUCUCUCUGCCGAGACCAUUGAGAAGCAGAUAAAGGUCUUGAAUGAUAACUAUGCCCCUAGUGGCAUCUCUUUUGUUCACAAGAACAGCUCCUGGACCAUCGACACAAAUUGGACCUACGACGGUGACGAGACUGCCAUGAAAGAGAGCUUGCGCCAGGGCACUUACAAGGACCUAAACCUAUACUUUCUUAAUAAGCUCAGUGGUCCUCCAGGCGUUCUAGGCUACUGCCACUUCCCAACUGACGCUGCACCUGGCAGCGAAGACUUCAUUAUUGAUGGGUGCUCUCUACACGUGGGCACCGUUCCUGGGGGAUCUAUCCCCGAAUUUAACUUGGGCAAAACUGCCACUCACGAAGUUGGCCAUUGGUUUGGUCUACUGCACACCUUUGAUGGACGUGACUGCGCGGGGCCUGGCGACUACGUUGAUGACACUCCUGCGCAGAACUCACCGACCAGUGGAUGCCCCGUUGGCCGCGACUCUUGCCCUAACCAGCCAGGUCUAGACCCUAUUCACAACUAUAUGGACUACAGCAGCGAUGCGUGCUACGAGGAAUUCACAGCCGGUCAAACCAACCGCAUGAAGAGCUCCUGGACGAAGUACCGUGCCAACAACUAA
Molecule: messenger RNA, 1155 nt
Organism: Pochonia chlamydosporia 170
Lineage: Eukaryota; Fungi; Ascomycota; Sordariomycetes; Hypocreales; Clavicipitaceae
Product: metalloprotease 1
Exons: 4
Coding region: 1-1155 (384 amino acids)
Molecular function (GO): metallopeptidase activity
Source: RefSeq, a predicted model, not a curated record